Molecule: messenger RNA, 4768 nt
Organism: Peromyscus leucopus (white-footed mouse)
Lineage: Eukaryota; Metazoa; Chordata; Mammalia; Rodentia; Cricetidae
Gene: Ccdc28b
Product: coiled-coil domain containing 28B
Exons: 6
Coding region: 3886-4632 (248 amino acids)
Source: RefSeq, a predicted model, not a curated record
CUCACAGAGAUCGCCUGCUCUGCCUCCCCAGUGCUGGGAUUAAAGACGUACACCACCACUGCCCGGCUGAAACUUUGCUUCUUGUUGUAUUUCAACUAUUGCAUUAUUCUGCAAGUUCCUUCAUCUUUCAUAACUAGUCACUAAGCUCACACAUGUACAAAUUCAGAAUUGAGCUGGGUGUGUGGUGUAUGCCUAUAAUCCCAGGACUCAACACUGAACUUCAGACCAGUCUGGGCUAAGAAAGCAGGACCCCUUGUCAGAAAACCAAAAGUAAACAGAACAUUAUUGCUUAUCAUGUGUUCAAGACCAGAAAUUACAGAUAAUGCCCCCUUCCCCAUGUUGGGCACUACCACUUCAAGUACUUGCUACCCUGGUACCUUUAUUCCCUCCGGGUGCCCAGCAGUUUUGUGAAUGUUGAGGGUUUGCCAUCUCCAGCUGGGAUCUGUUGUCCUGUGGAAAUUCUCCCAAGGUUUUUCCCUUGGAAAUCAUAGUAUUCUUCCUGCUCCAGUAGGGCCUCCCAGCUCUCACAGUGCCAAGCUGAUGUCUGAACUGUCAGCCAUGGGGCUUGCUCAGCUGCAGAGGUGUGAGGAUAAGGGAUCUUCUGCCUCCUUGAAAAUGGAAGGCCUCCUGUGGCCCGCAUAAUUGGCCUGCCUCACUUCAGCUACCUCUUAAAGCCCAGGUCGGGGUUACAGCUGUUUCUCAGCAUGGUAGGCUAGGAGGCUAUAAUGUCUUUGUAGAAACUUGGCUAUUAGCUCCAUUUCUAGGCCCCCAGGGCAAUGUCUAGAUGGUAAUCUCUUCUUUCCCACUGACCAAAUCAACAGUCAUUACAGCUGCUCUGCUUUCCAAAGUCAGCCCAGGAGCCUGGGCCAGCUGCAGGGAGGUGGCCUAUCGUGAGUGAGGGCCAGUACCUUCCUCACUUGGGUGAGUCCCAUGCACAUGACCUCAUUUUAGGACCAAGAUCUGUGUUGGUUUGUAAGAUUGUUAGCUUUUUCUCUAGAGGACCACAGUGGGUGAGACCCAGGGCCUGUGGCUGUGCCGGCAGUACUAUUUAGGUCCUUGUCCAGUUGAGAGCUUCAUGUACACCAUGUCAGCAGCACUUCUUAUUUAUGUUUUCCAUGAGGUUUUGGACCAUGGGUGUGGCUCAGGCACUUUCUGUGAGAAUGUUGUUUCUGUAAAGAUGGUUAUUUAGCCCUUCCCUAUCCCUACCUUGUCAGUCGUACUGAGGGCUGACCAGAGGUCAGUGGGGCUGCCCAGGUGUCUGCAGGGAGGCUGGGGCCUGCUGAGCGCUGCUCCAGCCUCCCACCUUAACAGCAUGGGUGGAGCCCCAGCACCUGACCACCCUUCUUGACCAGCCCGGGAUAGGAGGGAGGGCUGCCUCUGUCCUCAUAACUGUUUCUUUUGCCACCCACACUUAUUUGAGGUUGUGCUGACAGCUUGUUGUUUUUGUUUUUUUCUUCUUCCCUUCCCAGUCUACUUUUCGUAUCACAACAGCCAGGGACUUGAUACUGAUGUAUUUUACACCACAUUAAAUAGUCUGUUGCCUUACUUGUAUCUCUGCUGAUCGGAUCGUUGGAUGUUUCUGGAUCCGUCUAGUCCUCUCCAUUGUUAUGGACUUGUCUGGAUCAGCAAAUUGGCCAUGGCAGUGUCCUGGCAUCCUGCCUAUUCCAGAAUGUCUUGCCUUCUACUGGCCACCACAAGUUCGGGACCCAGACAGAUUACCUGAACUGUUUUCUCUUGCAUGGAACAUCAAAGGACUUUUAAGUAACUGUUUUAAUUUCAGCAUGGUGUGGUGCACACCUGUAAGCCCGCACAGGAAGGCUGAGGAGGGGUUGCUGCGAGUGUAGGGCUACCUUGGACUACGGCAGUUAGGGUUAUAGACUGAAGCUCUGUCUCAACGGAGGGGUGUUCCCUUAAUCCAAGGGGAAGGCAGGAGGGUCUGCAUGUCGUGGUCCAGGGUGCCAUGGUGAUACCUUGUCACAGAAAAAGUGGGGUGGAGGGGUAGCUGCCAAGUGGCUCACUCGAUGGAGUUGCUCUGUCCCUAGGCCCCACAUGGAGAGAAUGCACCCCAAGUUGUCUUGUGCUCUCUAAGCACAUCUUCACACAGCCACAUGUGUGCACACAGUAAAUAUAUAUGGUUUUAAUUAAUUAGUAGCUAGUGAGAGGGAAGGCUCUUGUAAAGUGGGGAGGCCCUGAAAAGGACAGGAGUUUAAUGACCUCAUUUAAUAAUUGGUUGAACCUGGCAUGGUAGAAUAUGUCUUUCAUCCCAGAGGUAGAGUCAGGCAGAUCUCUUGUUGAGGCCAUCUUAGUCUACAUACCAAGUUUCAGCCCAGCCAGGGAUCAUGAGACCUUGUCUCAAUAAAAUAAAAAGAUUUCCCUACGAACAUUUUCCAGGGUGUUCAGGAGGGUGGGGGAAAAGAUGAGGUUUAUGCCUGGAGUUUGGGCGUCACAUUGGGAAAUAUGAACCAGACUUAGAGGGCAGGAAGGACCCACUGAAGGAAGAUAUUCAAACUGGGAGCUGAGCAAAGGGGUAAGUAAGUUAUUGGGUCUGUGCCAUUGACAACCUAUUAUGACGUUGGCCUUCCUGGGGGUAGUGCUCAAAGACUUGGGUUCCUUAAUUCAGCUGCUUUCCUGUAGGAGAGAACCUACUGAUGGCAUCACCCAGCGUCUGUCCUCUCUGGGUUGGCUAGACAGAAAAAAUGGAAGUGUUCAACAACAGCUUUAUAGGAGCUUUGCGAGCCAGCUCACUGGCCCAGAAGGGCCUUACCUUGGCCCCUCCUAGACGGGCGGUAGAUUGAUAUUCCAUGCACAUCGCACACCACACUGGUUCCAAAGAUCCUCCAGAACGGUGGAGGGGACUCUCUCCUGCUCCGACUCUGGAGCUUCCAAGCAAAGCAGCUCUGCCAAAGCUGCUGGCUCCGGGAAGGGGCUGGAGGUGGGAACCCUGCAGGUGCUUCUGCGCCCUCUGCCACUUGGAUGGAGGAGCCUGGCACCACUCCAGCAGCCCUUGUAGGAGAGGAAAGGGGCAUCCCCGUUGUCCUCUCCCUCUGGCCCUAGAGUGGUCUCGGUGUUUAAAGCACCUGGGAAAGAUUCCUAUUUUGGUGUCUCCAGAAGCAACACCUCUGGGUACCCAGCAGCCAGUGGCCCAGGUCAGGGAAUCCUGUUGUUGCUAAGGGGAAGAGGAAUGUGUUGCCUAGGUCUGGGCAGCCUGGCUAAGGGUGCUACUCUCCUGUGGCAUUGGAUGCUGCUCUGGAGGACUGAGCCAGGAGCUCUGCCAGGUCUUUAAAUAGAUGCCUCAGUGAUGGAGCCUCCCUCCCUCCUGGCCAGCACCACAGCCAACAGUUCUGGGUCAGGCUCCUUCAAGAGCUCAGGUUGCCAGGUCUCCUGCCUACUCUGCUUCUCCCUGCAUAGGAGGUGGGGAGAGGUCCUGUCAGCUCAUCGGCACUUACCAGCUAGUGUCUGGGUGUGAUGGGACAGUGAUACUGCCCAGGAAUGCGUGAAGAUUGGUUAUUUUCAGUGAAAUCGGGAUAAUAAUGAUGUCUCAGGACUAUAAGGAUUAAAUGUACAUGAAAGGCUUAACAGGGUGCUUGGAUACAUGGCUGUCUUUGUUUCUUCUGUUGGCUGCUGCUUAUCUUUCUUUUAUACUUACAUAUUGCCUAUACUGACACAUCCAAUUAUUCCCAUCACCCUCCUCCUGCACACAAAGCCACCACCAUUUUGUAAGGGAUUCCCUCCAAACGCGACAAGGAACGGAAAGUAUUUUAAAUCCGUAUCCCGCAACUAACAGAGUCCCCUUAGUUCAUAGGGUGAGAAGAACUGUUAGUCGACCUGAGGACUUUCCUCCCGUUCAGCUCCCUGUGAACCCAAAGAGGGCUACUUUCUCUUUAAAUGCAAAUCACCUCCAGCCAGCUUAGCUCCCACGAGCUCCGGCUCCACCGAGGAGAGAGAAAGCAAGGUAGAGAGAGAUUACAAAGAAGCACCAUUCCUCAUUCCAGACCCCAGACCUCAGGCUUAAGGUCCAACAAGCACACCAUGGAUGACAAAAAGAAGAAACGGAGUCCUAAGCCCUGCCUGGCCCAGCCAGCACAGGCCCCAGGCACACUACGGAGAGUCCCUGUGCCCACCAGCCACAGUGGUUCCUUAGCCCUGGGACUCCCUCAUCUGCCAUCACCCAAGCAGCGAACCAAGUUCAAGAGAGUAGGCAAGGAGAAAUGCCGACCGGUGCUGGCCGGAGGUGGCAGCGGCCCUGCAGGCACACCCCUGCAGCACUCAUUCCUGACCGAGGUGACAGACGCCUAUGAGAUGGAGGGGGGGCUGCUGAACCUGCUCAAUGACUUUCAUUCAGGCCGCCUGCAGGCCUUUGGGAAGGAAUGCUCCUUCGAGCAGUUGGAGCAUGUGCGGGAGAUGCAGGAGAAGUUGGCCAGACUGCACUUCAGCCUGGAUGUGUGUGGGGAGGAGGAGGACGAGGAAGAAGAAGACGAUGGGGUCACGGAGGGCUUGCCUGAGGAGCAGAAGAAGACAAUGGCUGACCGCAACCUGGACCAGCUGCUUAGCAAUCUAGAAGAUCUUAGCAAUUCCAUUCAGAAGCUGCACUUGGCAGAGAAUGCUGAGCCUGAGGAGCAGCCAGCGUCAUAGGUGUCGGAACCAGGCCUACUGCUUCUCUCCUUCCCUUCAAACUGUGACUUUGUACGGACUCGGGAGGGUAUUCCGCAGCCCCCCAGGUGCUAUGAGGUGGGGGGCACUGGAUGGAAUUAAACAAACGGAAAAGCGA